Aedes albopictus (Asian tiger mosquito) is the source of this 1942-nucleotide messenger RNA. RefSeq names its product AMP deaminase 2-like. The record is from RefSeq and is a predicted model, not a curated record. Gene Ontology annotation, molecular function: AMP deaminase activity. The transcript has 3 exons. Gene Ontology annotation, biological process: IMP salvage. The coding region runs from base 100 to 756 and encodes 218 amino acids. Lineage: Eukaryota; Metazoa; Arthropoda; Insecta; Diptera; Culicidae.
GGUUGUGCUGGUGGUCGUUCGGACUCGGAGAUCCGCUUCUUAAUCAGUACUGGUCAAGCAGCAGUCAAGUGAACAGCUUCAGCAUCCAGCCAGAGCAUCAUGGAUAGACGAGGCUAUCCCAAGCUAAAGGAGGUCAACUUCAACAAACAGGAUUCUCGCACCGCGUUGCAAGUCCUCAGCGAUCAACGGCUAAUCGAGACGCUUAAGCGCAAUGAUGUUUUCGAAUCGGUCGAUGAAGCUGUUCAGGGCAAUGAAUCUCCGGGUAUCCAUACGGCUGCCGGAGCCGGAGCGGGCGGAGGAGGGGUUGCCACGGCGCUCGGAGGAACCCUCAGCCUGUCGCAGGAGAACCUCGCCGCCGGGUUGCCAAAUGAAAUCUCCGCACCGUAUGAGGUGCCACAAUUCCCCAUCGAGCAGAUCGAGAACAAGCUGCAGCUGCAGCGGCAGCUGAAUGCCAAGGUCAUGGAGCAGGACCGGCACUCGGUCGCCGCCGAGAUCCACCCGGACGAGCAGAUCCCCUUCGACGAGCACGACUUUGUGGCGCACUUCCAGCGGGUCUCAAUUUCCGGCGAGGACACCAGCGGCGUCCCGCUGGACGAUCUGGAACGGGCCUCGGCCCUGCUGGUCAAGGCGCUGGAACUGCGCGAGCGCUAUAUGCGCAACUCGUACCAGUGCUUCCCGCAGACGACGGGCCGGUUCCUGAAGUCGACCCGCCCGGAGCGGUACGCCCACCAGGAGAAGAAGUCGAUCGCAGGUUAGUUCGGGUUGGGGUGGGGGGAUGGGAGAUCGAAAACGGGAAGGUCAAUUCGGUACACAUAUAUUUUUGGAUGAGCGGUCUUCUUUCUAACUGUUUUUAUUUUUCAUUUUCCAACUUUUUAAAACCCUUUUCGGUGGUUUUGGUUUUUGAAAUCCUCGAUUAUCUUUGAUCGAAAUGGCUGCUGUUUUGUAAUGCUUUUUACGGUUAGUUUUUUACGAAUGUUGUGUGUAAUCUUCUGAGUUUUUUUUUAUUUCUUUGUAUGUUUUAACUUAUUUGUUUAUUCGCGUAGUAACAGUUGCAAUAUCCGUUCUGUUUUUUUUAAAACAGCCUUUUGAGACUGUGUUGAUUUGUUGUUCUUACUUAACAGAAAAUUAUUAUUAACGAUUCAGAUAUGUUGUAGCAUUGAGAAUCAUGUCUCAGACUCAUGUUAUCUUCUCAUUUACAAAAAAUAAGAUUUCUCUGAUUAAAAAAAAAGUGACCAAAUACACAGAUAUCCACUAAAUUAAAUAAAUUUUAUUGAGUGUGUUUAUGGACAUUUCCUGAGUAGAGAAAAAAUAUGAAUAAUAGCAUAUUUUGAUGUAGAGAUCACAUAUUGAUAUAUUUUUUUAAAUGGUAUAAGGGAUAUUUAAAAGUAUUGAAAAUAAUAUGAUAAUAUCCUAAAUUUACUCUUGGAACAUCAUCACAUCAUAUGUAGGGUAUGUGUUCCAUCAGUAUUCUCACGCUCCCAUAUUCCUCCUAUUCGAAAACAAGCGAUUACGGCACCGAUUGAUUCCGGUCUUUUUGUUUUCAUGCGUGCUCACUUCUAACAAAAAAUACAAACAUAUGAAACAAAACAAACAACCCUUCAAUCCUUUGUUUUUCGUAGGAUGAAAAUGGGAGUCACAUGCUUAAUUAGGGAACCAAUACCCUAUACCUAUUUUACUCUUGUAAGUUCUAACCAGCAAGCUAUUUGUUUGAACAAUCAAAAGUUCCAGAAACAAUUUUAUAAUAUUAUUUUCAGAUCUUUUGUCUCUUACAUGAAUCAAAACAAUAUCACGUUUAGAUCAUCAGUGGUUCAAGGAAUUAAUUUAGAAUUAUUUUCAAAUUUGGCAUUGCAGGAAAAAAAUAAAUUGUAGAAAUUUUCGCUCAAGCAAUAAGCUAGGUUUUUUGGAACUAAAAAACAGAAACGGUAAAGUUUUUGACGACUAU